AUGACGAAUUGUGAAAGGAAAAGGCGGAAAAUUUGUGCCCAAGACACCUGUGAGCUGUGCAAGGAGGCACCCGAGUCAACCGAACACGUCCUGCGCCAUUGUGUGGCUGCUGCUCAGGUAUGGCAAGCUUUGGGGAUAACGGAUUCUACUCUAACUAUCGGUUUCAAUUUGACAGAUUGGUUGGCUAGGAAUCUCAAAGACUCAAAGACGGGGCUGCUCUUUGGAGUUGCAGCGUGGUAUCUCUGGAAAAGAAGGAAUGAAUGGAUUUUUAACAACAAGCAGCAAGAAACGCAGACUCUUGUUCAAAGGAUUCAAAGCUGGACCAACACCAUUCGGGAAGCACAAAGCAAUGAGAAGGUCAUCCACUCCUCGCAGCAAAGGAAAACCACGACAGAGAUUGCUUGGGUUCCUCCUAAUCCGGACUGGGUGGUGGUCAACUCUGAUGGUUCUGUUAAACAUCCGGAUUCUUUGGCUGCUGCAGGAGGUCUGGUGCGCGACAGUUGGGGCAGAUGCCUUGGUGCGUUCGCCUCUAAUCUCGGAGCCUGUACCAUUACUAGGGCGGAAUUGCUUGGGGCUAUCCAGGGACUUCGGCUUGCUUGGAGCUUGGGGUACCGUAGAGUGGAGAUGCGCACUGAUUCGACGGUUGCUCUUGGCAUUUUGAACUCACCUGGGCCGUUUGAAGGUCGCUACCACAACUUGUGGAGGCAAUUCCAGAGCCUCCUUCAUCAAAACUGGGAGAUUCGCAUCUCUCACACUCUUAGAGAAGGAAAUAAAGCAGCUGAUUAUCUGGCCAAUAAAGGCCAUUCUCUUGAUCUAGGUUCCCAUGUUAUUGACCCGAUUGACUCGGGGCUUAAUUUUUGGCUUUUGUAUGACUCCUUGGGCAUCGCCCAAUCUCGUUUAAUUUAA
This is a messenger RNA of Linum tenue, 906 nucleotides long. The record is from the annotation of a GenBank genome assembly. Lineage: Eukaryota; Viridiplantae; Streptophyta; Magnoliopsida; Malpighiales; Linaceae.